This is a messenger RNA of Hipposideros armiger (great roundleaf bat), 6523 nucleotides long. RefSeq names its product Rho/Rac guanine nucleotide exchange factor 18 (gene ARHGEF18). Gene Ontology annotation, biological process: small GTPase-mediated signal transduction. The transcript is spliced from 29 exons. The coding region runs from base 428 to 4552 and encodes 1374 amino acids. Lineage: Eukaryota; Metazoa; Chordata; Mammalia; Chiroptera; Hipposideridae. The record is from RefSeq and is a predicted model, not a curated record. Gene Ontology annotation, molecular function: guanyl-nucleotide exchange factor activity.
CUUGCUCCUCACCCACCUCCUCAGGACACCUGCACGCACAGGGCUGAGCAGUGGAGGAAGGUACCCUGUUUCUAGACCCCAGGCCUGUGCUGCACUUGCACCCCUGCCUCAACCCGCAGCUGGAAAGGGAGGCGCCAGGCAGGCGGGCGGGCAGUUGAGGAAGAGAAAGUUGGGGUUGAGUUGGGUCACCCUGCGGUUACCCUGGACUCUGGCCCACUGAUGCUCCCUAGCUCGAAGCCCUGGCCAUGGGUUGUGGGGGCUGCAGGAGCUGGUAGCCAAGCUGGGUACCUGCAGAAGCGAGAACAAGCCUCCAUCUGGCUCUGAGCCCAAGCCAUGUGCCCAGCCCUUUGACCCUGGGGCUGCAGCCUCGGCCACCGAGAGCAGCAGUGGACCCUGGAGGCCCGAGCAUCCGGACUUCUUCUCUGCUAUGGGGGAUGAGCAGGAAGAGGCUAUCCCCGGGCAGCUCAGAGAGAGCAUGGACGACCUCAGCCUAGACUUGGAGGCCCUUCAAGGCAGCGAGUAUCUCAAGGACCUGGGACUUGGGGCCCCUUCCCACAGCCAGACAGGGGGGACCAAACACAGUGGCCCCCCCAGUGAAGCAGUGGGAAGAGAUUCAUCCUUCAGUUCGGCGGGGUCCCAGGGCCUGCCUCAGAGACGCAGCUGGGAGAGGUCACGGAGCUGCUCAGACAGCUGGCAGAGGCUCAGCCUUGACGCCUCCCCUGUGAAUGAAGGGCCCUGUCUCCCUCGGACACUAGCUAGCCUUGCUCUGAACCUGCCCGGAGAAGGUCUGCAGGCCUGGACUAAAGAGUGUCUGUCUGAGGACAAGACCCCAGCAGAGCACCCAGGCAAGGAAUGUAACAGCCCUGAGAAAAGAGUGAGGUCACGGUCUGUUCCCAUGUCGGUUGAUGAGAUCAGCUCCCUGGAAAUCUCUGGGGCCUUGGAGGUGCCCGUUCCAGCUGUUCAAGGACUAGAGCCCCCCAUACUGGAGUGCAUGGAAAAGGACCACGUGGAGUCGAAUCAUGUGCUGAUUGUCCAGCAGGUGCUGCAAGAACUUCGACAGUACCAUGGGGCUCGGCAGAGGGCUCGAUUGUCGGUCAGCCCCGGAGGAGCCCAUUCAAACCUCACCUGGUUUGAGUUCCUGUCUGAGAGCGAGGAUGGUUCCAGAAAGAUGGAGAGGAGUGACAGGGGCACCGGGGUGAAGCGCAGACUCAGCUCCCUCCGCAGCCGGGUCACCAGGCAGAAGGAAAAGGGGAAGAGCCCAGUGCAUCUAAAGGACAAAGGUCAGGAUGCUCGAGAGAGGAAGGAAUGUGUCAAUGGCCACCAGCUGGCACAAGGAACCUUCUCCAGCCACUCCAACUGCCCCCUGUGUGGCGAACCCUUUCUGAGCUCUGCAUCCCUGAAGGAGCACCCGAGGGCCACCCUCUUGUCCGAUGGCAGCCCGGCCCUGUCCAGGAAUGUCGGCAUGACGGUCUCGCAGAAGGGGGGUCCACAGCCAGCACCCAGCCCGGUGGGAACGGGGCUGCGACUCGGACCAGUCACAGGAGAAAUGGAUGAAGCCGACUCUGCAUUUUUUAAAUUUAAGCAGGCAACUGACGACUCCCUUUCACUUACAUCCUCAAAUGCCGAGUCCACUUUUGUAGAAGACCCCUACACUGCCUCGCUGAGGAGUGAGAUCGAAUUGGAUGCCCACGAGUUCGAGGCCGAGUCCUGGAGCCUCUCUGUGGAGCCGGCGUAUGCAAAGAAACAAAAGAGGGAGGUGGUGAAAAGACAGGAUGUGCUUUACGAGCUGAUGCAGACGGAGGCGCACCAUGUACGGACACUGAAGAUCAUGCUCAAGGUCUACUCCAGGGCCCUGCAGGAAGAGCUGCAGUUCAGCAGCAAGGCUAUUGGCCGCCUCUUCCCGUGCGCGGACGACCUCCUCGAGGUGCAUAGCCAGUUCCUCUCUCGGCUGAAGGAGCGCCGCCAGGAGGCCCUGGAGGAGGGCAGCGACCGGAAUUACAUCAUCCAGAAAAUCGGGGACCUCCUGGUACAGCAGUUUUCAGGUGAAAACGGGGAGAGAAUGAAAGAAAAAUACGGUGUCUUUUGUAGUGGCCACAAUGAAGCGGUCAGUCAUUACAAGUUGCUGCUGCAGCAAAAUAAGAAAUUUCAAAACUUGAUCAAGAAAAUCGGCAACUUUUCCAUUGUGCGGCGGCUGGGCGUGCAGGAGUGCAUUCUUCUUGUCACUCAGCGCAUAACCAAAUACCCCGUGCUGGUGGAACGUAUCAUCCAGAACACGGAAGCUGGCUCCGAGGACUAUGAAGACCUGACCCAGGCCCUGAACCUCAUCAAAGAUAUCAUCUCACAAGUGGACGCCAAGGUCAGCGAGUGCGAGAAAGGCCAGCGCCUCAGGGAGAUCGCAGGCAAGAUGGACCUGAAGUCCUCCAGCAAGCUGAAGAACGGGCUGACCUUCCGCAAAGAGGACAUGCUGCAGCGGCAGCUCCACCUAGAGGGCACCCUGUGCUGGAAGACCACAUCCGGGCGCUUGAAAGACGUCCUUGCUGUCCUGUUGACCGACGUGCUCUUGCUGCUACAAGAAAAGGAUCAGAAAUAUGUCUUUGCUUCUGUGGACUCAAAGCGCCCCGUCAUCUCGUUACAAAAGCUCAUUGUGAGGGAAGUGGCCAACGAGGAGAAAGCCAUGUUUCUGAUCAGCGCCUCCCUGCAAGGGCCCGAGAUGUAUGAGAUUUAUACCAGCUCCAAAGAGGAGAGGAACGCCUGGAUGGCCCACAUCCGAAGGGCUGUCGAGAGCUGUCCGGAUGAGGAGGAGGGGCCCUUCAGCGAGGCCGAAGAGGAAAGGAAGGUGGUCGAGGCCCGCGCCAUGAGGCUGAGGGACUUCCAAGAGCGACUGAACCUGAAGGACCAGCAGAUAGCUCAGAGCCUCAGUGAGAAGCAGCACAUCUACCUGGAGAUGGCUGAGAUAAGCGGACUGGAAGACUUGGCUCAGUCGCGACUCCUCUUCCGAGGAGGGGAUCCCUCAGAAAACCUGCAGGGGGAGCUGAUCCUCAAGUUGGCCAUGACUGAGAUUGAGGACAUCCAGAGCCUGAUCUGUAGGCGGCUGGGCAACACCAACAGCCAGGCGGAAGAUGGAGGCGGUUCCAUGGGCCUCAGCCCAGCCAUGAUUUCCUACCUGGGCUGGCGUGGGGCAUCUAGACCCCUGCAGGACCUCCAGCAUCCUUAUGUGCCUGGCUUGGGGUUUUCAGAUGGCAGUUUUAAGAAGAAGGUGUGUAGCAGCGACCCCAGCCCCCGAGACUGGCAAGACCCUAUGAGCGGCAUGGAUGUGAAGCUCAGCGACACCCCAGGGGCUUCCGAGGAAGCACCACAGACGGGGGAGGUGUUGGGCCCUGAGUCUGGCCCCUGUCUGCCCACUGUCCUGGAGUCCGAGCUUGUCCAGCGGAUCCAGACGCUAUCCCAGCUGCUCCUUAGCCUCCAGGUGGUCAUAGCCCAGCAGGACAGCUAUGUGGAGAUGCAGAGGGCCACCAUCCAGGAGCGUGAGAAGCAGUUACGGCUACAGUCGUCACGCGGGAACCUGCUGCUGGAGCAGGAGCGGCAGCGAAACUUCGAGAAGCAGCGGGAGGAGCUAGCAGGCGUGCAGAAGCUGCAGAGCCAGCUGCGACUGGAGCAGCAGCGCUGGGAGCGCGAGCGGGAGCGCCAGCGGCAGGAGCUGGACCUGGCCUCAGCCCGGCUGCAGCAGCGCCAGAGCGAGGCGGCGCAGCUGCAGGAGCGGCUGAGUCAGGAGCGCGCGGAGCUGGAGCAGCAGCGCCAGGCCUACCAGCAUGACCUGGAGCGCCUGCGCGAGGCCCAGCGUGCUGUGGAACGCGAUCGUGAACGUCUGGAGCUCCUGCGCCGGCUCAAGAAGCAGAAUACGGCACCGGGUGCACUGCCGCCAGAGUCACCGUUGGAGGUCCAGCCCCCAAGCCACCCCGCCAGCUUUAACGGGGAGGGGCUAGAAGGGCCGGCAGCCCUGGCCAAAGGUCCAGGGCCCCGGGUGAGCAUGUUGCUGUCUGGCACUGGACCUGAAUACCCUGAGCGCCCUGAGGUGGCUCGACGGGACAGCACCCCAGCUGACAGCCGGCCGGCUAAGAGCGACGUGCCCAUCCAGCUGCUCAGCACCACCAACCAGAUCCAGAGACAGGCAGCUGUGCAACAGCAGAUCCCCACCAAGCUGGCCGCCUCCACCAAGGGAGGCAAGGACAAGGGCAGCAAGAGCAGGGGCUCCCAGCGCAGUGAAAGCUCAGCUUCGCUCGACCUGAAGCAGCAGCUGAUUCUCAACAAGUUUAUGGGCAAGGACGAGAACACCUCUCGGAACCGCCGCUCACUGAGUCCCAUCCAGCUCGGCAGCCAUAGCUCCAUGCCCCCACCAGACCCCUUCUGCCAGGCCCCGAGCCCAGCCCCAGCUGACAUGUCUCCCGAGUGCUUCCCCCUCAAGGCCGGGGGUACACCCUUCCCACCCGUGUCACCUCACCCAGCACCACUCAACAAGGAAGAAGCCAGCAAAGAAGAUGUCAUCUUCUUCUAGGGGGGGUGUCUUGAGGUGCAGACCCGUCCCUGUCCUGCCCACCCUCUGUGCUCUCUGGGGAACCACCCAGCUGUCCCUUUUCCCUGCCCAGCAAACCACCACGGCUGACUGCCUGGCUGGGUUUGGGUUCGGGGUCAGCGUCGGGGCUCACCUGUCUCACACACACACACACACAGAAGUUCGACCAGCGCUAACCCAAGGAGCUGAUUGAAAUCGUAGCACCAUUUGGGCAGGGAGAGAUCCACUCCAUGCCGUUUUCCCAAGGUAGAGACAAAUGGCGGUGGUUCCACAUGGAGCCUGAUGGCAGGCCAGACCCGUCUGAGAAGGAGGUGCUGGCACCAGGCCGGGCUCCACAGCCACUAGGGGACGCUGGAGCUCUGGAGCCUGUCAUUAGGGCACAGAAAGGCCGGUGGUGUCGGCUGUGUCUGUCUGCAGAAUCAAAGAUGUACGUGGUUCAUGGUGAAACUCAAGGCCAGGGUGUGGGCUCAUUCAAGGGAGGCACACAGCCUGCCUGGGGACAGAACAGCUGGAGAACAUGGCCGAUGGCUCUCCAGGUGGGUUCUGUAGGGUCAGAGCUGGUCUUGAAAGGGUCUAACUCAUUUUAAUUUGGCAGAGUUUUUAAAAACCUGCUGCUGUCAAACUCAGUGCUUUCCGAAGGCGCCUCACUGAGUGGGUGUGGCUCUCCCGGCACUGGGCUGGCCAGAGCGCUCAGCCGGGGCCAGAGCACACGGAGGUCCCAGCCCCCGGCGGAGGGUCCUCAGUCCCUGUGAGAUGGGCCAGUUUCCCCGGGGAAGCCGUCCUGUGAAGAUGCUAGUACAAUGAGGAGCAGAGCAGUGGGGCUGCCAAGGUCCAGACUGCUGACGGUGAAACACUAGAGGGAUCACACGUGGCCUGCAGACCUCAAAUGGACAGAUGGCCACCUCACAGGUGCCUCCUAUCCAGUCAGCUGUUAUAGCUGUCAACUUCCCCCUAGAGGAGAGCAAGGGCCACCAGUCCAGCUGCCUGGCUGUAAAUGUUGUGGAUGGUGUCACACGUCCAGGGGUAGCAAUUGGGUCAGAUCUGCAUUCCAGCUCUAGCCAAACUCAAGCUUCGGUGCUGGGAUGGGAAAAAGGGAACAUUGCCACCUUUUCCUGCACCCGGCUCCCCCCACUGGGCCCAGAGCCCAGCACCUCCCAAAGCAUUAGCAGGACUGGGUCCUAGGCUGCCCAGGAGUGGGGGCACUGCACUGUCAAGGCAACACAGCCAGUCAGUGACAAGGAACUGAAAGCAGCAGUUGAGAACCUCUGCAGAGCACAGUGAAUGACUUGACGUUCCCAGACUCCUGCCAGCCCUCUGAGAGCCUCUCCCCCCGCCCCUUUGACUUUGCCUACUGGGCCUGCAGUGUCAGCGAGGAGCAAGGAGACGCGUCCCCGGUCCUGUGACACACACUAGAGCUCAUCUGUGCCAUGUCUAAUCAGUGUUUUGUGUUUUGGUACUGAGAUAAAUCAGAGCACUUUAGAAAAGUUGACUUUACAUCCCUGCCAUGUUAUGAAGAGAAUAUUCCUGGGCCCUCUGUGCUGGAUGAGUCGAGGCCGUGCAUCCCUGUCCACGGGCUCUGCUCUGACCCUGCAAGAUGCCACAAUUCCUCGGACGCUGAGUCCAAAGAAGUUCCUCUUGGCCAUGUGGUGGGAUCCAACACUUCGCCUUGCAGCCGAAGGUCUCGUGCCACGCAGCAAGGCAAGCCAUUGGCACAUCCUUUCUGGCCAGUACCCUGCCAUCACUCCUCGGUACCAAUUUUAUUUGUAAAGUUAGUGGCCGAGCAAAUGUUCUUAUUCCUGUGGGAUCUGUGCACAUCUUCAUAAAUUGUGACCAUGAUCUUAGUCCGCCUGACAAUAAUUUUUACAAUGAUUGCAGCAUUUCUUCAUGCAGGAUAUUUCAGAACCACCUUAGAACUUAAGACCUGACUCUAGCAAUAAAAGUGUCUUAAGAUGA